This is a messenger RNA of Drosophila yakuba, 1889 nucleotides long. RefSeq names its product SH3 domain-binding glutamic acid-rich protein homolog (gene Sh3beta). The record is from RefSeq and is a predicted model, not a curated record. Gene Ontology annotation, cellular component: cytoplasm. The transcript is spliced from 5 exons. NCBI's taxonomy places the organism in Eukaryota, Metazoa, Arthropoda, Insecta, Diptera, Drosophilidae. Bases 339 to 1760 code for a protein of 473 amino acids.
UUCUAUAGGCAUUAAACCGCGGUCACACCAUUCGGUUCAACGACAAAGUAGGAAAUAUUUUCCACUCCUGAUAUCAAAUAUUUUUGCACUUUUAUAAGCGUCGUCAAGCAAUUUUGUGUCCGCGUCUUCGCCGUUUUAACAACCAAUAAAACCAUCGACCUUGCCCAGUGCGUGUGCCUUCGUCACCAGUGGAAAAACAUUACGUAGGGGCGCAGGACGGAAGAAAGCAGGAAAAGAAAAGAUCUAAAAAUAUUUUUAAUCGUUGUGAAAGUAACCAGCGGAUUUUAGUCGCAAAUUAUUAUUUUAUUUGCGGUGCAAGGACACAGUUAUCUGCGAAAAUGGUCUUGAAAGUCUACGUCAGCGGCAUGUCCGGCAAUAAGGAGGUGAAGAAGCGCCAGCAGCGCGUUCUGAUGAUCCUGGACAGCAAGAACAUCAAGUACGACACGGUGGACAUCACGGAGCCCGGCAAGGAAUCCGAGAAGGAGCUGAUGCAGAACAAAUCGACGAGCAACGGCGGCACGGUCAGCGAUCCAGAGCCCCGUCAUCCGCUUCCUCCGCAGCUCUUCAACGACGAAGAGUACUGCGGCGACUACGACGCCUUCGACAUGGCCAACGAGAUCGACACCCUGGAGGUGUUCCUCAAACUGGCACCCGCCGACACCACGGCGGUUAGCACCGCCCAAAUCGAACUGAAGCAGGAGAACGGCGAUGCCAAGAAGGAGGAGGCAGAAGCGGAGGCGGCUACAGAUGCGGAGGAGAAGAAACCGGAGGCCGGCGAUGGCGGUGUCAAGGAGGAGGAGGAGGCUGCGGAGAAGGCCGAGAACGAAGACGCUGACGGCGAGGACAAGGAGAAUUCAAAGGGCGAGGCUGAAGACGCCGAAGAUAGUGCCGAGCAAAAGACUGAAACCGAAGAAUCUGGGGAUAAGAAAAAGGAGGAGGAGGAAACUGCAGAAGCUGAAGGUGAGAAGCAGGAGGAAUCCGAGAAAGUGGAUACCAAGGAAGAAUCAGAGGUUGAGGGUACCAAAGAUGAUGAGGUGGUAAAUGGUGAUGAGGAUGUUGCAGAUGAUGAUAAACAGUCCGAGAAUGAUAAAGAUGAUAAGGAUGCGGAAUCCGAGGAUGCUAAAGAUGAUAAGGAUGCGAAGUCCGAGGAUGUUAAAGAUAAAUUAGCGGAGAAUGAGAGCACAGAAACAUCGGAGGAUGUGGACACCACCGAAAAGUCAGAGGUGGAGGCCACCAAUGAAGAAAAGUCCGAGGAUGUUGAUGCCGCUGAAAAAUCAGAGGCAGAAAGCACCAAGGAUGACGACGAUGAAAAAGCUGAGGAAACUGAGAGCAGCAAAGUCAACGAGGAUGAUAAAGUCGAGGAUGUUCAAGGAAAAUCUGAGGAAACUGUAACAGAAAAGCCCGAGGAGGCGGAUAGUGCUCCAAAGUCAGAGGUUGAUAGUACCGAAGAUGAGAAGGCUGAAAAAUCGGUGGAAGUUGAAGAUAAAGUGGAGGAAACUGACAACACCAAAGAGUCCGAGGAAGUUGAAAGUACUGGAGUAACUGAGGUUGCAACUACCAAAGACGAAGAGGAAGCAAAAGCAGAGGAAAAUCAGACCCAAGAAAAGCCCGAGGAAGUAAGUGCGGCAGAAAAGUCUGCAGAUGAAACCGAAGAGAAGGAGGCUUCAGCAGAAGAGAAGGCAGAAGACACGCCCGAAAAUGAAGAAAGCAAACCGGCUGAGGAGAGUUCCUCUUCCGAAGAAAGCGAAGAAGACGAAUAAGCAAAAGCUACCAAAAUCGAAUAAACGACAACAGAAACCCACUGACAUCCGCAUCACCAAUACCAAUGCACAAGCUCACACACACACGCACUCGCACAUAAAAACGCACAUUUAGCCAAAUAAUUAAAA